This is a messenger RNA of Camelina sativa (false flax), 607 nucleotides long. RefSeq names its product peptidyl-prolyl cis-trans isomerase-like. Gene Ontology annotation, biological process: protein peptidyl-prolyl isomerization; protein folding. Gene Ontology annotation, cellular component: cytoplasm. Gene Ontology annotation, molecular function: peptidyl-prolyl cis-trans isomerase activity; cyclosporin A binding. The record is from RefSeq and is a predicted model, not a curated record. Lineage: Eukaryota; Viridiplantae; Streptophyta; Magnoliopsida; Brassicales; Brassicaceae.
CAAACCCUAAUACUUAUCUCCGCAUACCGCAAAUGGCUAACCCUAAAGUUUUCUUUGAUAUGACCGUCGACAGCAAACCGGCAGCUGGCCGGAUCGUGAUGGAGCUCUUCGCCGACACGACACCACGGACGGCCGAGAACUUCCGAGCCCUAUGUACCGGCGAGAAAGGCAUAGGGAAGUUUGGAAAGCCACUCCACUACAAGGGAUCAUGCAAUCACUCUGUGUCCCCGAAAUUAAUGUUAUGUGGAGGAGACUUAAUUGUCGGAGACGGAACCAGAGGCGAAUCGAUCUACGGCGAAACAUUCGAGGAUGAGAACUUCAUCAAGCAGCACACCGGUCCAGGUAUACUGUCCAUGAGCAAUGCUAAACGAAGCUUCAACAACGCCUACGAUUCUCGAUUCAUGAUCUGCAUGAGGAAGUAUUGCGGACUCGACGACGUGCACGUCGUGUUCGGCCAAGUUGUUGAAGGGUUAGAUGUGCUCAAGAGCAUUAUGGAAGAUGUUGGAACUGAUAGCAGGAAGCCUUCCAAGACUGUGGUGAUCGUCGACUGUGGUGAGAUUUUCCAAAAGACCUAAGAGAUUAUUUCACAUAAAUAUAAUGGUAGCUU